AAUCAAAUAAAUCCCAAACCCUACGGCCAUAGUAACCGGUUUCCCUCCAUUUCAACACAAUUUCAACUUGUAACCGCUCUCUCACUAUGCAACUCUUCUUCUUCUUCAUCUUCCACUCAAAUCUGUCAAAAUCUUCAUCAACAAUGUCUUCUCACGUGCUCUUCUGCAACGCUUACACUCUCAUCGUCUUCUUCAUGCUUCCUUAUCUAUCAACAUCAGAUGAUUUUAAACCUCCAAGGCCGAUAAUUUCGUUUCAUUUGGAUAAUUGGAAAAUGGAAUAUAGGGCAGGUGAAACUGCAGCUAUCGUGGUUAGUGUACUGGAAGGUUUCGAGUCCAAACAAGACGAACAAGCUUUCAAUCCGAGUGUCUCAAUGAACGGAGUGAUGGGGAACAGUAGUCUUGUUACUGGCCUUUGGUUUGAUAGGAAUAACUGGAGGAUUUUCUUUAUGCCAAUUAUGACAGGGUCGUUCCAUGUGUCUAUUAACGAUGACCGUUUCAAUGUACACUCUUAUAGUAUACAUUACCGUGUCAAUCCAGGUCCGAUUUACGAGUCUGGUGGCGCUGCGUCAUGGAUGGGUCAAGUUGAUGAUUUUGUAGCUGGGUCAAAAGCUACAGUUUUAAUACAACCUAAAGAUGCAUUUGGGAAUAAUGUUACAAAUGCAACUGAAGGACAAAAUAUUUACAAUUUUGAUGUCUAUGCAACAACUUUAAAUGGAUCGAAUGCAAGAUUGCUGGAUAUUAGCAACAAAGGAUGGAAUGAGUUUGGUUAUGUCUGCAUUACAUUUGUUACGGUCACAGCAGGACAUCUCUCAGUUCACAUAAAACAAAAUAACAAUUCGUUGAUUGGUUCUCCAUUGCCUUUAACUGUCCACCCUGAGGCAGUUGAUAUUGCCAACUGUCUGGCACAUUGGAGCACUGAAACAAAAUCUUUUCAGCUGUUUUCAAGGAUGGAAACUUUUGUAAGCCAGAGAGAUAAAUUCGGGAACCUUGUUCCAGGGCUGCAUGAUUUUGAUAUUGAAGUUAUGCAGAAGGGGUCCUUGUUGCCUAUACCCCUAACUAACUUGCAAUACAAGGAAAUAUCUCCGGGCAUUCAAUCUUUUUCUUUCACGGUAGUUAAACCCGGGGACUUCAUUCUCAUCAUCUCAGCGUUUAAGGAGAUGAUUAUGGAUAUGCCCUAUGACUUUAGUAUCUACACAGGGUACUGUGAUGAUCCACAUAGUAGGGUGCAUGGACCUGGUAUACAUGAUUCUAUUGCUGGGUUAGAUUCUAGAUUUACAGUAUCGUUAAAAGAUGCUUAUCAGUAUCCUUCAUUAAUUGAGUUAGAAAGGCUUCAAGUACAAAUUACACUGCCUUCACUCUCUCUUCGUGUAAAUCCACAAAUACGUCCAAGGGGUGAUCCUAAUGGUACUCAGCCAACUGGAAUGCUCAGUUAUGGUGUGUUCGAUCCAACGGGAAUGACUUAUGCUCAAUCUGAUUUCUCACAUGACAAUUCUGUUGAGAACUCGAAAACAACGAGCAGUGACUUUGAUGUCCAUUACGUGCCUGAAAAAACCGGGGUAUAUGAAAUUCGUAUAUUUUGUGGUAAUAUUCCACUGAAUGGUGGCCAUCCAUUCAUAAAGAAAGUACAUCCAGCCAAUGUGAAUAUGUCUCUAUCAGGAGUUUUAAAAUAUGAUAAAAAGGUGUCAGCAGGGAUUCUAAAUUAUAUAGUGGUGCAACUGAUGGAUUCUUUUUAUAAUCCAGUAGUGAAUGAAAAAUCAAGAUUGAAGCUGGAGAUGACUUCAAAGACCGGUGCAGCUUUCUUCCCUUGCCUCUUUAAUGACAACUAUGACGGGACCUACACGGGGUCCUACCUGGCAUAUGGUCCCGGAGAUUUUGAGUUAUGUAUUUCAUUUAUGCAACAAAAGGUCUUGCCUUGGCCCUUUAAAGUCCAGGCGUUUGAUGCUAAGGAGUUCCCUUCAGUCCGCGAUGAUGAAGUUGACGCUUGGGAGGAUCAAUCCGCAGUUGUUAAUGUUCUAAACAACGAUAUCGUCUUUGACGACAAAAGAACAAUUUGUGAAUUUCAAAAGCCCAGUCAUGGUUCGCUUUUGCAGUAUGGAGAUCUAUUAAGAUACACACCAUAUAAAGGAUUUUACGGACACGAUAAAUUUGUUUACAAAAUGGCAAAUGCACAUGGCAAUACAGGUCAUGGUUGUGUAAACAUUUAUGUCCGUACUAUCCCUCCACAAUUUGUUUCUUAUCCAAAACUGUUGCACGCAGUUGAAGAUACACUCAGCCCACAAUUCGGUGGUUAUCCUGGCUUUGAGAUGAUAUAUUCAGACCCAACAGAAAACAUUUCUGUUAUCGUAACUGCACAAAAAGGGACUGUUUUCCUCUCUCCUCUUUUAAUGCAACUUUGGGAUCCAAUGUGGACUGGAAUUACUGUCAGUAAAAUGGAAGGAGGGGAUGAACGUCUGAAUAUAACUGGUCGUUUGGGAGCCGUCAACUUUGCCCUAAAGUCACUCCAAUACAUAGGAAAUGCGAACUUCGCUGGCGAAGAUACUGUUGCGCUCUCCUCAUCUAAUAUAAAUGGCGAAGGACAUGUGGAUGUUAAAAUAUUUGUGGAACCGGUUAAUGAUCCUCCGCUUAUUAAUGUGCCUAAAUUCAUCAUCCUGGAGAAUGCAACAGAAAAUAAAGGACUCUUGAUAUUUGAUAGACAACGAUACAAGUUUAAUUUUUCCAUUGGGGAUCCAGAUCAUCCUUAUUUUACAGGGAAUGGGACUCGCUUCCGAGUCAUGUUUUCGGUGGAAGUAAGUACUGGAACAUUCUCAGCCAAGCUGCCAGCUCAGCUUAUAAGCACAACUGAAUUGAAGUUGAACAGAAGCAAACAGUGGCAACCCCUUGUAACAUUUGUUCAAAUCUCAAAACAUUUUACUGUGAACAAAGUACAAGGCAUUAGAUUUCUGGGAACAAUUAAUGAGUGCAACACUCUUCUCCAUCAUCUGGUUUAUUAUGGUGACAAACAUGGAGUCUUUAGAUUGAGGGUUAAUGAUAUGGGGUGGCACGGGUGUUAUCCAAAUUGUUUUGGGAUGAUGUCGGUGCCUCUUAUGUCUGAGGCUACUGUACAUUUAAUGACAACAAUACCCUUGAAUCCAUUGGUAGCUCAUUCUCUUGGAUCGGCGGUUCUGAUUGAAUCCAUUGUAGUCUCUUCAUUGGCUGUGAUUUUGAUGGUAUUCACAUGUAAAUGUGUAAUCAUUCUUGUACGUGAAAAGAAGAAACAACAAGCAGAGUCUCUGAAUCUUCAACUUAAUGAGCUGCAAAACUCCCAUGAAAAGAUGUCAAGUUCAGGAUCACCUGACAAUGUAAUCCAGCUUACUGGGAAACAUCCUAGCUCCUUCAGGCAAAGUGAACAACCUUCCAGCUUACGAAAACCGGAUGAAGAAACCAAUGUAGCUGAAAUUGCAACAAUGAUACUCUAGUCUCCCGGUUAAGUUUAUUACAUGAAAAUAUUUACAUGUUACAUAUGGUUACCCUUUAUAUCAGUUUAACCUUUUUUUCCUUUUCUGUGAUGGUUUUAUAUUCUUAACUUUUAUGAUUAUAUUAUUAUUAUACUUACUUUUUUCCGGUGUAUAAAAACCAAGUUAUUAUUCCCACGUUUUUUUGCUCCCUAGGAGUGUGAGUUGCAUGCAACUUGUACACCCUUUUAGGUGGUGCAGAUAUGAAUCCAUAAAUAUUUUCCAUUGCCUUUAGUUGACUUUCUUGCAGAUAAUUUGGCUGCAAAUCCGGUAAGCAUGUUGGGGAUAUCUGCGGCGGACAUUCUUAUGGCCAGUAUAUAUGACGUGGACAGAACAAAAGAGAACGAUGUGAGAUUUUCCUAAGUUGUAUAACAACAAGGUUCAUUACUUGUCAAUUAGUGUGGCGGCUCUUGAACAAGCAGACACCAUAAUCCACAUACACUUGGCACAUACCGGUGAAGGUAUCGUGGAAUGUGAACUUUGCAAAUGUUUUGUGAAGGAGCGAGAUGAAGUCGAAGAAGUUCAAAGUGACAAAGCAACCAUAGAAAUAACAAGCCGAUACCAAGGCAAAGUUGUUCGGUUUCUUCGUGUUACUGUUGACAUUGUGAAGGCAAAAUUAGCGGUGGACCAUAGGAUUCUUGAUGGAGCAACCGUGGCACGAUUUUGCAAUGAAUGGAAGAAGCUUAUUGAAAAACCCGAGUUGGUAUUGUUGCAUACGAGAUAACCUAAUCCUUAACCCUCACAAGUGAAAGAUUUUGCUUUGAAUCAAUGAUGAGGUGUGAUUGAUGUUGUAGGUCAUGAAGGGCUUAGGUUGAAUGAGUCAAAUUGUAAGACCAACCGCAAUGUUUUCGAUAAUGGGUUAAAUAAAGCAAUUCGAUA
Helianthus annuus (common sunflower) is the source of this 4370-nucleotide messenger RNA. Its product is annotated as protein GAMETE EXPRESSED 2. The coding region runs from base 87 to 3455 and encodes 1122 amino acids. Gene Ontology annotation, biological process: actin cytoskeleton organization; pollen sperm cell differentiation. Gene Ontology annotation, molecular function: actin filament binding. The record is from RefSeq and is a predicted model, not a curated record. The transcript has 20 exons. NCBI's taxonomy places the organism in Eukaryota, Viridiplantae, Streptophyta, Magnoliopsida, Asterales, Asteraceae.